Molecule: messenger RNA, 1505 nt
Organism: Girardinichthys multiradiatus
Lineage: Eukaryota; Metazoa; Chordata; Actinopteri; Cyprinodontiformes; Goodeidae
Product: KATNB1-like protein 1
Exons: 11
Coding region: 306-1274 (322 amino acids)
Cellular component (GO): nucleolus
Molecular function (GO): microtubule binding
Source: RefSeq, a predicted model, not a curated record
UGUGUAGCUAAAAAGAGCUGAUCUUGUUUAUCGCUGUGCACUCAGGGAAUGAGUGUUGUAAAAGUAAACUCAAGUGCAGAGAAUGUAAUCCUACAUGUCAGGACCUGCCUCUGAUCAAUAAAGUGAGGUGGCAAAAACACUGCAAAAUGUGAUGGAAAAUGGAGGUAAUGCUGUGCAAGUUUGGAUCUAAUCCACUGGUAAAUCGUCGCUAGACGGUGCAAACUGCCCAAAUCCCGCAGCUGCUGCAGUGGCUAAUUUAUUCCCUUCUGUUGGGCGGCAUCUAACGCUUGCAAACUGGCAGCUGUAUGGCAGAUCGAAAGAGAUUAUUUCCUAUAUCGACAUUUUGGCGAGCAAAACACAAUCUGAUGGACUCCAGCAGGAAAGACAGGAGAGAUCAUAAUGUUAACCAUGUCCUCCAUUAUGAGGAAACACAGUACACAGAAAGCUAUGCUUGUAGGAGAAACUCAGAAGAGGUGUAUUAUGAUAAACAUGAGGACUUCAACAGAAAGAAGCAUCCAGUAUCCAGGUCUGGUAACAGUGCAGGCAGAAUGAAGCGGGUGGUGUCGUGCAAGAGGAAGUCCCAUCAUCUGAACGUAGCUCGAAGGAAGCAGCUGGGAUCAGGAAGGAGUUUUGAUACAGCAAACAAGGAAAACAAGAUGAAAUGCUCACAAGACAAACAACAGAAAACAUUCUUUAAUGAUCCAUCAGACUUCCCACUAAAUGUUAAUGACUAUAAGACCAGUGGAACUGGUUCUGAACAGUCUGACUACAAUACACUUUCUGAGCUCACAAAGGAUCACAACAUAAUGACUGAUGUUCUGUUCGGAAGAAAUCUGAGACUGAAGGUGGCUUUAACGCUGUGGAAGAAGAAUGUUGGGGAGCUGUUGACAUAUUUUCUAAAAAUCCAGGACACUGGUGUGAUUGUUGAUUUUCUGCCAAUUCUCUGCAAGUGCAUUGAUGAGGACGCUCCCAGAAUUAACAUUGGCUGUUGUGUUGACCUCUUUCCUUUAGUUAGGAAAGUCCUCGGUACUCCAUAUGAAGAAUAUCUGAUUGUUGGUUUUAAAUGGAUAUCUUCAGUUUUAAAGAACUGGUGGGAAGAACUACAAACAAGUGGCUACAGUGGAUCAACUCAGCCUCUGCUGGAUGAAAAUUUCCAGGUUUUUAACCAGCAACUUUGGGAGUUAUGGCACCAGGAACCUCUUUUAAAAUCUGUUUCCGGUCAGGCAGGAGACAUGGCUAAGGUUGUGGAUUCUUUUCUUUGUCAACUUCGUUGAUACCAAUGAGGAUCAAAUAACUACGUUUGGUGUCAAAGUCAAGAAUAGGAAUCCCAAUAGCUGCUAUUUUCUUAACACUACUGUAGGUUUGAUGUGCUGUAUCACUGAGUUUUGCAGAGCAACAGUAGAGGUACAUAAAGUUGCUAAACCAAUCUAAAAGUAUGAAAAUGUUAACUAUGUUGCUGUAUAAGUGCCAUAAUGAAAAAAAAUAAACCUGAUAUUUGAAUUUUA